Messenger RNA from Copidosoma floridanum, 7086 nucleotides. RefSeq lists its product as uncharacterized. Lineage: Eukaryota; Metazoa; Arthropoda; Insecta; Hymenoptera; Encyrtidae. The record is from RefSeq and is a predicted model, not a curated record.
AUGACAGCAGCCAGAGUUGAUUCGCUUAUCGCGUGCUCCACAGCCCUCGGCAUGGGUGCCAAGACGGGGCCAGCCAGGCUCGUCCUGCUCGUCCUCGCCUUUGCCGCUGUCUCCGCGGCUACCACUACCGAUCCCACCGAUCGCGAGAAAAACUUUUUACAAAAGGAACUCAAGGCUUCGAGAACUCGAAGGGACUUGGACGAAAAUAUUACGACUCUUCUGUUGGUACCCGCUCGUUCCGGUAAAUCUGCUCCCCCGGUUGGAAUUUUAUCAAAAACUGCACGAACUUUCGUUCAAGAUGGCGCAAGUACAGAAUAUGCCACGCAAGUGGUGGGUACAACUUUGAACAACGGUCGUUAUUAUGCUAAAAUUUUGUCCACGUCGAGCAGAGUUUUUUACGACAAGGACAUAUCGCCAGAUGAGUCAGCACCUUUUGUUGUUUAUCCAUCAGCGCCGUACGAAGGAAACAGAAAUCCAAAACCUAUCCAAAAUGAUCCGUUUCUCAAAAAUUCGGCAGAUGGAAUCGGGAAAAAGGACGAAAGUGUCAAACAAUCUGUAGGCUUGAAGGAAGAUUUGAAUGAUCUAAAAAACAACGAUAUUUUCGGCAAAGUUGAAAAUGAGAUACAUUUUAAGCCAGCCAAGGUCAGAAACGAAGAUCUCCCGACGUAUACGGUCAAGCAAGAUUACGUAACAAAAGACGUCGAUAUUAUUGCUCUCGAUGACGAACAGCACAAGGCAUAUCGUCCACGAGUGCCAAAGAUUUUUAAACCCCAGCCCAAAGUUUCGUCAAAAAAACAGGACCUUAAACCAUUAUCUACGGUCACGUAUCGUGGAUUCGCUGAUUUCACUACAACAGUGAGCGAUACAGUAAUUGUUUUUUCUCCAAGUACAGCUCCAGCACCAGUUGGACGCCCGGCAACCACGAUUAAAGGUGAUGCAACGCUUCGCCCAGACGACGGGGUUGCUAUUUUGAAAAUUAAGCCAACUAGUGUUCAUUCUGGAGACAAACCGACCGCGACAACUCAAGCUCGUAGUCAGUAUCUCGAUAAAGAGCAGGUUAAGGAUACUGAAAAAUUAAGUAGCAUUUUCGAUCUUCAGCCGAGUACGAUUGGGGAACCAGAAGCUCCUCAUUCUGAUAAAUCGACUAGCCCUCUGCUUCUAACUUCAGACGAGAAAACUGGAUUGAUCAAAGUUAUUGAUUCUACAACUUCGUCGAAAGGAACGACAACACAUUACAUGAGCUCCAUUUACGGUACUUACGUUGGCACUAACUAUGCCCAGAUUACAAUCACGUCGUCAAACGUCUACUUUUAUCCGGAUGAUAGUACAUCUUUAUAUGAAAAUGUACCACCAAAUAACGAGGAAGUUCAGGAUUCUGUGGUAAAAAAUAAUUUGAGACAUCCAAGUAAAAGCAGCACCACAGAAGAACCAACGGAAAAUGAACUCGGAAAUGAUGUGAUUCCUUUGAAUCGAGGUCGUAGCAUCAAAGGUUUAUCUCCGAAAAACCAGUUUUCUGUUAUAAAAGAACAAAAAGUUCUCCACUCAGAUGACAAAUUAUCAUUAGCUACGAGACUUUUACCAUCGACUAUAUACAAAACUUUUACCUAUUUUACAACAUUUUUUAUUCCUAACAAAUCUGAAACUAGUACGUCCGUGAAAUCAAGGGAAGUUGUUUCUUCUGAAAUAACAUACUUAACAGAAUUAAUUUUACCAACAAGUACACAAACAACACCCCUUGCUACAACAAAUACUCCCGAUCUAAGUGAUAAGACUGAAAUUUCGUCCAAUACAAAAAUGAUCGAAAAUACAAAUAAUCAGAAUCAUCAAGAAGUUGAAGAGAUACAGCUGAUAUUCAAAACUAUAUUUACAACUUUUACCUAUUUGACUACGUUUUAUGAUGAAUCAACAACUAGCGUUUCUAGCCGAAAAGUAACAGCCACUAACGUGAUUACGCAAACGAUCGACCCCUUUAGCACUUUAGUCGAUACAGAUGGAUACAUUGAAAAAGAUACAUCAACUACAAUAGUACCAACAAAAGUAUCAGAUACUUCAUUCAUAACUUCCAGCACUGCUGUCUCUGAUGCUCAGGAUGAUUAUUAUACUACAGUUACAGAAGAUACAACUGAAAAUAUACCAACUGAUAUUCCGGAUCAGUUGACAACGAUAGAUGAACAAUCGACUACAGAGCCACCAGAGCCUGAAGAAAUUACCGAUGAUUCGUUAUUAGUUGUACUUGAGCCAAGCUCGAUGAUAAAUGAACCAGUAAAGUCACAAAGUGAACAAUUAAAAACUUAUUAUACAACUUAUACCUAUUUCACAACAAUAAUUGUCGACGAUGAAACGGAAAUUGAAACAAGAACUGAAGUGUUUAGUAAUUUUGUGACUGAUAACAUUCAGCCUACAAGUGCAUCGUCUAUCACUCCAACGACCAGUUCAACGGUUUCUCAGUCACAACCACCUCCUGAAAUUUUAGCGUAUUUAAAUGCGCUUAAAAAUCAAAAAUCUUCCGAGGAAGCUCGUUUGCUCGCCAAACAAGUUCAAGAACAAACAAAAAGUACAACAGAAAUCGCGAAUGAAAUUACAACUGAAGAUUUGCCAUUAUCUUAUACUGAUGAGCCAACGACGAUGUUAGAUGAUCUAAGUAGUACCGAAAAAAUUCUCAAUGAUGGAGAAGUUUUGGGAUCAAUGAAAACAGAUGUCAUCUUUUCUUCGAGCUCAGGUGGAAGUACUGUGAUUGAUGUAGCAGAGAAAAGAAACGGCGUACCAGAAGAUCAAGAAUUGUCAGAGACAAAUCAUCAUGAUGUAGAACCGGCGCCAACUCUACUGUUGCAAACUUCUUAUACUACUUACACAUAUUUUACAACCAUGUAUAAUGGAGACGCAACUGAUGUUGUUAGUCGCUUAGAUACAGUUACAAAUAUAGUGACUGAAACUAUUAAGCCAACAGCUGUGUUGCAGCCAGAAUCGAAAACUCUUCAACCGUUGACGUAUUUUACUACUUUUACGUAUUGGACUACUUUUAUUAAAGGAGAUGAAACUGCGACAACAAGUAGAGAAGAAACUGUGAGUAAUGUUGUGACUCCUGGUGUGUCAGAAAGUUCAGCAGUGCAAUUAGAUGUUGUGAAAACUUACAGACCUUUCGUGGUGGCGACUCCAGUUCACAAUAGUAUUACAGAAAUAAAGCAGUCAAAAGCCACAUCUGAUAAUGAAGUAACAACAUCGCAAAAUGUUUUAUUGAAAGAAAUUCCAACCAUCAAGGUUAACGAAUUACGUUCGACACUAUCACCGGAACCUGUCACUCUUUAUACAACGUACACUUAUUUUACAACUUCUUAUGUUGGAAAUUCAACAAUAUUAAACAGUAGAUUAGAGACAAUAACUAGUGUAUCUUAUCCAGACGAUUUUAUAGUCAAGGCUACACCUAGAGCCAUCGGGAAACAACCGCCUUCGACUCAAGUAUUGAAUACCGAGGAAAAAGUAAUUGAACCAAGUAAAGUUGACGAAUCUCCUAAAACUGGAUUGUUAUCAACUAUUCGCUUAAGUCAGGUAAACGAUGGGACCACAACUCAUUUUAUGACUGAUAUUUAUGGUACAUACAUAGAUGGUCUUUAUGCUCAAGUUGUUGAAACUUCGACGCAAGUUGAACAACCAACCCCUAUAUACGCACCAUCAGCCACUCCAGUACUGCCAACUGGUAUUUUGUCUCUGAACAAAGGCAGCAUAAUAGAUGCCGACGAGAUUACAACAGUGUAUUAUACUACCAAACAAAUUGGUUCUUCGAUAAAUGAUCUUUAUGUCAAGGUUAUAGAAAGUACCUCUUCAACAGAAAUCGAUAAUGAUAAAUUGAUAACCUAUACACCAGUUAUAGGACACAAAACUGGCCUCGUGAGAUUGAUUAAGGGUCUAAUUGAAACUAAUGAUACAACGACUUACUAUGAAUCAAAGGUCAUUGGUACGAGUAUAAAUGGAAGAUAUGCUCAAAUAAUAGAAAGUACAUCUAGUUAUCUUAUUUCCAAACCAACAUUAGUUAUGAAUGUAAACCCGACAUCUACGUUACCACCAAAUGCAGCGACAGAUAUUACAAAUAUUUCCCCUUCUCCUGCAGUUAUACAAUCAUCAAUAUCCGAAGAUACCUUGAGCAAUGAUUCAGAACAAGAGGAUCAUGAAGAGGAUGAUGAAAGUGAUGAACAAAAAUUGAAAAAAAAAUCAAGGCUGACAUUUUCUUCCAGAAAAAGAACUUCAAGCACUCCCCCAAUAAGACCAUUUGCAUCAAGAAGCAGGCCAACAUUCAAUCCGAAAAGAAAACCUCAAGGUGCGACAACUAUUACGAGAAGUGACAUUACUCCAACGGUAACAGCUACAUUGGCAGGAAAAGGAAGUCGAUUUUCAUCUUCCAGAGGCAGGAGUAUACCUACUUUGGGUUCCGCAGCUCUUAAUCCUUCAAGUUCUAGGCGCUUUUCUGGUAGAAAAAGUUCUCUAUCGUCUACGCCUUUAUCACCAUCAAGUCAAGUGUCUGGUACUGCACGGAGUAGAGGAUCGAUCAGAGGAACUUCAUCAUCUACUUAUGCAGGAAGUCGUCGUGGAUCUACAUCUGUAAGAGGAUCUUCGAUACGACCAACAAGUCGAGGUAGUUCUACAAUUCCAACAUUGCAGUCGACUAGAUAUAGACCAGGAAUACGUCCUUCUUCCAUCCUUUCGAAAGUUACAUCGACUAUUCGACAAGAUGACCAAGAAGAUAACGCAAAUGAAUAUACCACUGCCACUUUGAUCACCGAAGAAACUCCAGUCAUCCAAGAGGAAUCAGAAGAUGAAACUGCACCUCCUUCAACAACAACAGAGUCAUCAAGAAAAUCGAACAAUCCACUUUUGAGGUUCAGAAGGCCACAUGCCUUUGGCAGUGGAGUAAAAUCAUCGACUCCAAAAGUGACUACUACAACGGCACCCAAACGAACAAAUAACGUAUCAAGAUCGGCUGUGAAUAAUCGUACUACAAACGUCAGAGCAAGACCUACGGUGGCUACUCAUACGACAAAAUCACGACAAAGCCAAUCCAAUCUUUUUCCACCAAGAACCUUAUUUGGCAGAAAGCCGGACGUAACGGAGCCACCCGUAGAAACUAAAAACGAAAGUGUCGAAGAUGAAAAUUUUGAGGACGAGCCAGUUAAAGAAAUAACAGAUAAUGACUAUGAAGGAUCUGAGCAGCAAGAAAAUGCUCCAUUGACCAAUCAGAAGACUAUUCCGAAUGAAAUGAAAAAUUCAACGCAAAUUAAGCCAUUCACUAGAGUUGGGAGAGGCAGAAGAGUACGUCGACAAACUAACCAAACACGACCUUUAAAUUCUCGCUUUCGAAGACCGAUUUCUCAAACUUCAAAUGUAGAAGACGAUGUGGAUAGUGACUCAAUUUCAAGUAAAGAAGAUAUUUCCAAAGUAUCAAAUAACGAUGCUAGAUAUAAUACUCGCGCCAGAAUUUUGACUGCGACAUCUCGUCCGAAUCAUAGUGCUAAUAAAGAAGACAAGUCAUCCGAAGAGUAUUUUGAUAACUCGCAAAUAAGAACAAGAUCAAAAGCAACUAGUCCUGUUAGAGGUUCUCGAGUAAAGCCAUCGCAUGUUAAUAAUUCCAAUAGACAAUUUACACUUCGGGAGAAAGAAGGUGCAACGGCAAAGCCAAGUUACAAAAGAAAUAGUACACCCACGAGAGGAACUAGCAUUAGGACGAGAAAUACUUCAAGAUCGAGAACUGGGACAAAUAGAUAUCAAGACUCAACCAACUCUCGGCGGACUUCCUCGCGAACUGGCUCUAGAGGAGGAGCUAGAAAUAGUAAUCGUAGAAUAACACCAUCCAGAGGAAGAUUGAGCUCUCACGAGGAUUAUCGUGAUGACAGUGAUUUUGAUGGUACGAUAACUGUUACUCAUUACAUACCCACUGAAGUCACAAUUCCGGUCGUUAACAAUGGUAUUACAGAAAAACGAAAUAUUAUCACAGCUCAAGCAAGCACGGAGGUUAUAGGUCCCGAUCGUUACAGUACCAUUAUGAAUUCGGAUGGUCGGGAUGUAGUUGUUCUGGCAAGUGAAAAAUCAGGCACCAAUUUCCAUGGCCAGCUAGAAGUUACUCGUUUUUUCAUUCAUGAAACUCCAACGACAAAAGUUUCGCAUGUGUUAACAUCUUCGGGUGGUCGUCGAUUUUCCCAGCCUAUUGUAGUUCCUUCCACAGUCUAUUCAAUCGAGAACGUCGUUUCUACCUCAAUGGCUCGUUUAUCGGACAGUGCACCAUUGGCGAACAUAAUACUCUCUCAAUUGUUGCGGGGCCAGUUUGGACAGCCAAACCCAUUAGUCUCAGGCUCUACUGCCACACCAUCAACGCGGUAUGAUACUCGCGCAACAACGUACGUCACUACAAUCACUAAGCAUCAAAGUACAAUUAUUCCCUUGACUUUCCGUGGUAAAGAAAUUUUAACAACUCUUGUCGAUACUACAACCGAUGUAGUUACUGCUACCGAAUUCAUCACCGAUACAAUUGUUUCAACGCCCACUCUUGCUUUACCAGCAGCAAACCUCAAUUCACUUUUACUUCUUCUCCAACAACCACAAGCUCCGCAACAACCAAAUCCUUUGUCGGAUCCAUUACUUGCAGCAGCUCCAUUUUUUUCACAAAGUAACACUUUACCUGGAGAGGUUGAAAGAAGAAACCAACCCGUAGAUUCCGAUUACAAGCCAGACAGUUAUGAAGAUUUAUCGGAUGAAGAAGUCGAAAAAUCAUCAAAAGGAAAAGGAUCAUCAGAGUCCUCAGAAUCGAGUGUCAUAACUUUAUACGUCUCAGGGCGCAGACCUGGUGAAUUCAGUACAAUUCUCAGCACCGUUACACUUGAAGAGGAAGCUACGAGUACUAGAGUCAAAAGACAUGCAGACGAAGUAACAGUGACUGCGUCCCUCUCUCCAUCUUUCUAUCAGCAAGCAGCUUCCGAGCCAGUGUUGGUUGUGUUGGACGGGAGUGAAGAGCCAAUCGGCGCGCACGCACCUACUCAGAGUCUCGAGAGCGUAGUGGGCGAUGUCGGACGGCACAUUUCCACAUCCGUUUUUCUUCAUUAA